Molecule: messenger RNA, 730 nt
Organism: Corticium candelabrum
Lineage: Eukaryota; Metazoa; Porifera; Homoscleromorpha; Homosclerophorida; Plakinidae
Exons: 5
Coding region: 146-694 (182 amino acids)
Source: RefSeq, a predicted model, not a curated record
GUGAGAGCAGCAGGAUAUCGACAGACUCUCUACAUGCGGAUAUUGAAGUUGUUAGUUCUAGAGAUGCAGUAGCUGUCUAACCGUGUAGAAAAUUCAAAGUUAGACUUUUGUUUUAGUCGUUUGUGUAGAGGGACCGGCCCUCUCUAUGGAGGAUCCAAGUGUGUCCUCUAGUGAUGAUAGCCUACCGACAGCCGCUAUAGCAAUUAUUGCUUGCAGCUGUUGGAUUGGAGUGAUUAUUGUCUUACUUCUGAUCAGACAAUGUUGCAAGGAUCGCGGGCUGUUGCCUAAUUGUGAUUGCGGUCAAUGCCAAUGCUGUGAGGACACAGGAGAACCAUCCUGCCUUUCUGCAUGUCUGCGAUCACUAGGAGAAACGUGUGACUGUACAGCACCAAGCACGAGAGCCUGGUGUGACUCAGUAUGUCCAUCAAGAGAGAGUUGUCAUCAAUGCUGUGACUCGUGUACAUCUUGUUUCGCCUGUUUGCAAGCAGAAGGUGACUGCUGUCAGGGUGACUGCUGUCAGGGUGAACAAUGUGACUGCGGCCAAUGCUGCACUUGCCCAGAAUGUCCAGACUGCACAUGUCCAAGUAUCGAGUGUCCCAACUGUGCUUGUGAAUGCCAAACUCCUCAGUGUGAUGUCAUAUAUUGUUUCUGCUGCCAAAUAACACUGAGUGGUGCUCAAGGCAGACCAAGGUAGCGAAUUAAUAGACGACUAAUUAUUUGUUCAGAAUUA